This is a messenger RNA of Engraulis encrasicolus (European anchovy), 1768 nucleotides long. RefSeq names its product cyclin dependent kinase 2 (gene cdk2). The record is from RefSeq and is a predicted model, not a curated record. Gene Ontology annotation, cellular component: nucleus; cytoplasm; cyclin-dependent protein kinase holoenzyme complex. NCBI's taxonomy places the organism in Eukaryota, Metazoa, Chordata, Actinopteri, Clupeiformes, Engraulidae. The transcript is spliced from 7 exons. The coding region runs from base 281 to 1177 and encodes 298 amino acids. Gene Ontology annotation, molecular function: cyclin binding; ATP binding; cyclin-dependent protein serine/threonine kinase activity. Gene Ontology annotation, biological process: regulation of G2/M transition of mitotic cell cycle; signal transduction; G1/S transition of mitotic cell cycle.
GCACUUCAGCUAGUACAGUGAUUACGUUAGCCAGCCAUCCAGCUAGUUUUGCGUGUUGUGUGGACUGACGUUGGUCCUCAUGUGUUCCCGCUCCAGCUCGCUUCUGGCGGGACAUUGUGCACACAGUAUAGGGCAUACACUAAAGAGUCUGGUAUAACGUAGUUGCAACUGUGGUUGCGCUUCUCUUAAGCUUGACUGUUGGCAGUUUGGUGUUGCCGAAAAAACAACGGGCGGAAAGCUGCAAUCCCCAGAGCACAGCCUAACCUAACUUCGCUGUGAAAUGGAAUCCUUUCAGAAAGUGGAGAAAAUUGGAGAGGGCACGUAUGGUGUGGUGUACAAGGCGAAAAACAAAAUAACUGGAGAGACUGUUGCCCUGAAGAAAAUCAGACUAGACACGGAAACGGAAGGAGUACCCAGCACAGCCAUCAGAGAGAUAUCCCUUCUAAAAGAGCUCAACCACACAAACAUUGUCAAGCUUCGAGAUGUCAUUCACACGGAAAAUAAGCUGUACCUGGUGUUUGAGUUCCUUAACCAAGACCUCAAAAAGUUCAUGGAUUCCACCUCAGUCUCAGGAAUCUCCUUUCCUCUCGUGAAGAGCUACCUGUUCCAGCUUCUUCAAGGUCUAGCAUUCUGCCACUCUCACCGCGUACUACACAGAGACCUGAAACCGCAGAACCUGCUAAUUAAUGCUCAGGGAGAGAUUAAACUGGCGGACUUUGGGUUGGCAAGGGCAUUUGGUGUACCAGUGCGAACAUACACGCACGAGGUUGUGACAUUGUGGUACAGAGCUCCCGAGAUCCUUCUUGGCUGCAAAUAUUACUCCACAGCAGUCGACAUCUGGAGCCUGGGCUGUAUUUUUGCAGAAAUGAUCACCAGGAGAGCGAUGUUCCCAGGAGACUCGGAGAUCGAUCAGCUGUUCCGCAUCUUCCGUACACUGGGCACCCCGGACGAGAAUGUGUGGCCGGGAGUGACGUCUAUGCCUGAUUACAAGCCCUCCUUCCCCAAGUGGGCCAGACAGGACCUCUCCAAAGUCGUGCCGCCGUUGGACGAGGAUGGGAGAGACCUACUUGGGCAAAUGUUAAUCUACGAUCCAAACAAGAGAAUUUCUGCCAAAAAUGCGCUCCUCCAUCGAUUCUUCCGUGACGUUUCCAAACCAAUCCCACCAUUAAGAGUCUGAGGAGCAGGUGAAGGAUCAACAGUGACUGACCAAAAUGUACAGGUGCUCAGACAAACUGGGUGGACCUUGUUGUUUCUGCAUCACCUCAUGCACAGUGUGGAUCUUACAUUGUACUUGUAGGGUUGACCAGGAGCUGUGCCGGUGCCUUUUCAUGCCAAUUCAACGCAGGUGCCUUUAUAUUGUUAAAACGUUUCAUCUGUUUUUAAAUUGUGAGGCCAGCAGUACGUCUUCGACAUUCCACCCACUGCCAGGGAGGGAACGCUUUGUGGGUAUCUGUUUAUUUUUUUUACGGAGGGGGUACAUGGAUGUCAGUGAAAGUCACAUUCCAUGAUUUUGUGGCCCAAUGACUAUACACUAUUUGUGGUGUUUUAAAAUCACCUUGACUAGUGUUUCUCUGUAUACUACCCCAUGGUGCCAGUACCUGUGACAGAAGAAAAAUAGUAUUUAUUUUUUAAAAGGGGAGCUUUGAGAAAUUGGUUGUUUUGGGUAAGUUUCUCAUUCUAGUUCACAGUAUUUUUCUAAUUGUAGAUUUUAAUGGCAGGUUGACCUAUUUUACCCAUUUGGUAAUUCAUAAAAAUGUUGCGAAGUUUG